Falco peregrinus (peregrine falcon) is the source of this 2074-nucleotide messenger RNA. RefSeq names its product DNA replication fork stabilization factor DONSON (gene DONSON). The transcript is spliced from 10 exons. Lineage: Eukaryota; Metazoa; Chordata; Aves; Falconiformes; Falconidae. Gene Ontology annotation, cellular component: nucleus. Gene Ontology annotation, biological process: nuclear DNA replication. The coding region runs from base 151 to 1851 and encodes 566 amino acids. The record is from RefSeq and is a predicted model, not a curated record.
AAACGUCGCUUCAGACGCCCCGGGGCCGGCAGAAAUGGCGGCGGCCGCGUUACCUCAGCUCCGCCCAGGGGCGGUGCUCGGCCCUUUUGGCGCCAAGCUGCGACUGCUGCUCCCGCCCAGCCGCUGCGCUCCGCUCCACGCCGCCCGGCCAUGGCCUCCCCCGCUGUACCCGGCUACUCUCCCGGCUUCAAGAAGCCGCCGGCGAUGCUGCGGCUGAAACGCAAACGGCUGCGGAGGUGCGAGCCCGCCGCUCCCGCGAACCCCCGCUGCGGCGCGGCCCCGCGGGCCCCCUCCGCGCCAGCCCGCCGCAACCCUUUCUCCAGCCUGGACAACGCGCCGCGGGCCGGCGGCGCCCCUCAGACGGUGGAGCGGGCCCGGCCGCCGCCGCCGCCUGGAGGAGACCCCUUGGUAGCACCAUUCUGGCAGCUUUUAGAGCCCGUGGGUGAAGUUGAGCCCCCCAGGAGAGCAGAGCCCUCGGAAACAAUGGACAUCCUCGCCCUAACCCGUGACCUUCAUUUACCUGUUGCUGUACCUGAAAUUCCCUCUGCACCAAGACAUGAAUUUCCUGCAGACUGGAGUAUUAAAACACGACUUCUAUUUGUGUCUUCCCACCCUUUUACAUGGGCAGAACAUUUAAAAGCACAAGAGGAGGCUCAAGGAUUUGCUCAGCAUUGUAGAGCUACAGAAAUAAACUUACCACAGAGUGUGCAGGAACCAAAACUGUCAACAGAACUGCGUUGUGCCUUCCAGCAAAGCCUCGUUUACUGGCUUCACCCUUCACUGCCAUGGCUGCAGCUGUUCCCUCGGAUUGGAGCAGAUAGAAAAAUAGUUGGAAAGGCUAGUCCUUGGUCACAGGAUGAAACCUUGCAACAAGUGCUGAUGAGUGACUGGUCUGUCAGCUUUACUUCUCUGUACAAUCUGCUCAAAGCCAAACUGUGUCCCUACUUCUAUGUAUGUACCUACCAGUUCACUGUCCUGUUCCGUGCAGCCGGUCUUGCAGGAAGUGAUGUUAUCACAGCUGUAAUUUCUCCCACAACUAGAGGUUUAAGAGAAGCCAUGAGAAAUGAAGGCAUUGAGUUUUCUUUACCUUUGGUAGAAGAACAUAGAACCAGGAAACAGAAAAACUCUGAAGUGAACUUGGAAACAGAAGUUGCCAACAGCCUUGAAGUGGGUAACAGCAUGGAAGAUGGAGAACAACCAGCUCCAAGUGAUGAUGAUGAUGAUGAAAGUUUCUCUUGGCUUGAGGAGAUGGGAGUCCAAGACAAGGUUAAAAAACCAGAUGCUAUUUCCAUUAAGCUGCAUAAGGAGAAGCACGAGGUGCAGAUGGAUCACAAACCCGAAUCCCUUGCAUUAGUCAAAGGAACAAACACAUUCACCUUGCUGAACUUCUUGAUAAACUGUAAGAGCCUCGUGGCUGUUGCGGGUCCACAAACAGGGCUUCCACCAACUUUGCUGUCCCCUGUCGCUUUCCGAGGUGGUACAAUGCAAACACUCAAAGCUAGAAGUAUAAAUGCCAAAGCCAGAGUUCACUUGGUGUACGAGGACCGGUUCAGUUUGGAGGUUGUAGGCCCUGUCAUGCCUCAUUCCCUGCAUGCAUUGACCAUGCUGCUUGGGUCCGCACAGAGGGGAGCGUUCUCAGCUGUGCUAUACACACACGAGCCAACUGCGGUGUUUAACACAAAUCUUGACAGCGCAAGCCCCGCCUUAAAUAAGGAAACCGCAUACAAAGAUCUUCCUAUGUAUGGACUGCAUCCUAAGACUUUGGAGCAACUGAGGCAGUGUCCAACACUAGGGAAGUCUUCCAUCCGGUCUUUGGAAAUGAAGGAUUAUGCUUACACCUGGAAGUCCUAGGUAUGCUCGUUCCAUUUAAUGGAAAACACUACUCUCUAGUGUGCAGGCGCUGUACUACAGGGGCAGCACCUACGCGGUACUGGGGGGAUUGCACAUCACAGACAACAACUAUUGCAUGCCACCUGUCAAAAAACACUUCAAACGACUUUUGGAGGAAAAGGCCUUGGAAAUCUCCUUUUGUAUUUUAGAAAGCCUUUUUCAAAUAAAACUUGAUAAAACACAA